CUUCACAUCACACGGUAGUGGUUGAUCUGUGAGUUGAGGUGUCAACAGCUCAGUGGACACAGCGCCACUGGUCGUGUUUGUCAAAGUCAAGAUUCCAGAAGCAAAUAAGAAAAUGUCAUCUGGGGGCGACUUCUUGUCUUGUUGGGGGGGCAUCAUCAACUAACCAUCCCAGAGUUGUCAACGUUAACAGAAAGCGUGGAGGUUUCAGCCAUGAUCGCCACCUGCUCGUGUUGGCACAAUCGUCAUCAAUCAGAUCAGAUACCAUCCCCUGCCUGAUGGGAAAGGGCUCAUUUUGGUCGUCCCACCCUCGUUUAUAAUUCUAAAAGAAAACGAUCUGGGUUACAUCAAAUUUUGAUUUUUAUCCAUUUGUCAUCAUUUGCGUCUGCCAUGUUUUGGGUUCCUGAUUCAAGACAGGGACUUCACCUGAUACUUCUCAGACCCCGGAGCUUUUGUCAAUUGAAAUUGGAUGGAUGGCCAUGGCCAUGGCCAUGGUAGGACUUACAUGAAUCGGAUGCAGGCAAUGCUUGCUCCCCUGUUAGACCCGUGAUCAUGGGGAGGUCAAAAUGUCCCUUUUAGCGAGUGAUGUUUUGACCCUUUUUCGAAUUUUUUGUCUUUACCUCGCCAGAUCUUGCACGGCCCGAAGAAGGGGGGAAAAUUUGUUUGCUUGAUAUGUUUUGUUGCAUUGGUGGGUCGUGUGGAAACUACAGGCCAAGAUGGACAGACCGACCCCUGCGGUGAAGAUUAGGCAAACGCAGUGACGCAGCAAACCCCAUCAUUUGGUGUUGCUUUUGAUAGAUUCUUGAUGAAUAAAGAAGUCACGAACGCGACUGUAGACAAUCAAGUUGUGCGUAAUGGUGGACCUUUAAUCAUGGUUCAAAUCCCCCCUUGGUCUCCCUCAUCCUCCAGCCUUUUGAUAAAAUGUCUCUGAGCCCGAUGAUAUGGAGGAGACCGCGAAUGAGGUUAAAAGCAAUCGACUUUGAGCCUUUUCUAGUGUCAGCAUGACCUUUCCAACGUGAUAAUUCUCGGGUAGACCAGGAGUAAUUCGGUGUCGCAUAAGCAAGUCCGUCAAACAUUAGGCGAUUGUUCUCUGAAUAUGGGUGGUGUUAGGAGGGCAAAAUCGAAAAGUUUUGGACUAUCUAAGGGCGACCCAGAAGAGUUUGUCCAAGACUGUUGCGCCUGACGAAAAGAGAAAAGUGCUCAUGCCCUUUGCCUAUGAUUGAAAAUCUAGGAUUUGGGGCUGGUUCUGCAUGACCGCUGAGUCUCUCUUUAAAGUUUUCUACCUCAAGCCAUCACACCAUUCACUGCCCUUUUCUAGCUUUUCCACCUUCUUUUUUGUGACGGACUUCCCAUUUUCUAUAUUGUAUCCGAGAAACAAACAAAGAUGAAAAAUCCCCUGUUUCAGGGACUCCUGUGGCGCAAAAGAAAUUCAAAGCAGGACCCACAGUCAUCAACAAAUCAGGGGCGAUGGAACUCUCCUGAGGCCUUGAGAGCUGCAUAUUAAAAUCCAUGCCAUUCAUGCUUCCUUCUCUUCGGAAGAAAGGCAGGUACUCUUCAGCUCUGCCUUCUGUUUUUUUUUAUUUUAUUCGCUUUUGAACUCUGUUGCUCUUCAAAUGCCCAUCUUUCUUGUCCAAACAACAAGAUGAAUUCGCAAGCGUGCACUGCCGAUGUUGCAAUUGGUAGAUACGUCCAAAGCGAGCUUUUUCGCUUCUGCUGAAUUGAGUGGUCAGUCUUCCAAGUUUGAGAGCUAAAAAAAAAUGUUUAGGAUUGCGUAUGAGAGGAAGCAACAAGAUGGAAGCUUGACAUAUGCUCCUCCUCAGUCACCUCUCACUUCUUUGUCAAGUCCUUUCAUCAUGAACUACAGCACAGAAUCCACUCCGGAACCAUCUUCUACUCGAAUUAGCCCCGCACUUCUUCUGUUCAUAGUAAUUCUAGCUGUUGUCGUCUUCAUUUCCGGUCUGCUUCAUCUGCUCAUCAGAUUCCUCAUGAGGAGGCCAUCUACAUCCAUCUAUGACUCCACUAGGUACACGGAGAGCUCGGACUCUCAUGUCCUUCAGAGGCAGCUUCAGCAGCUCUUCCGUUUGCACGAUUGUGGCCUCGAACAAGCUUUGGUUGACGCUUUGCCCGUUUUCUAUUACAAAGAAAUCAUCGGGUUGAAGGAACCAUUUGAUUGUGCUGUUUGUUUGUGUGAAUUCUCCCAAAAUGACAAGCUCAGGCUGCUUCCCACGUGUAGCCAUGCUUUUCAUAUAAGUUGCAUCGACACAUGGCUUCUUUCCAAUUCAACGUGCCCACUUUGUCGUGGGUCUCUCGUGAACACGGAUCUCUUGGCUGGCCCGCGAGCACUCAACUUAGAUGAUUCUUGGAGUGUGCCCAGUGCAUUUCCCAUUGAUGUGGAGAAUUCAGUUCAUUGUGGUCCAAAACUAGCUAUAGAUGAAGAAAAGGGCAGCCAAAAGAGGGUCUUUUCUGUAAGGCUUGGAAAGUUUAGGAGCUUAAACGAGGACGAAGAGAGCGUAGAGAUAAAAGAAGAGACUAGUAGUUGCUAUUUGGACUCGAGAAGAUGCUAUUCAAUGGGUUCAUAUCAGUAUGUGGAGGGUGAUAUGGAUCUGCAAGUGGCUUUAUCCACUUCUUGCACGCACAACAGGAGGGUUGUUUUGAAGAAUGGAAAUGCGAGAGGGCGACAAUAUCGGAUCUCUUCAGGGGAUGAAGAGGGGAAGAAGAUUAGUGGGAGGUCAAGACGAGAAAGCUUCUCUGUUUCCAAAAUCUGGCUUUGGUCUAAGAACAGCACAGGCCCGAGUUUUCCGAAUGCUCAUGUUGUUGUCACUCGUCAACCGGCAGGAGUACCGAAUGAUGGUACAAUUCAGGAAGUUUGAUUUUUGUUUCCAGACGUAAUUUACAUAGAUUACUGCAGACCCCUACAUUUUCAUGUUUCUUCCUAGCUAUCUCGAAUAUAUUCUGAGAUGUCCCAUUUAGGAACCAUUUAGCCUAGGUGCUGAAAUGAGAGAUUCUUCGGUGACUUCUCUAGUUCACAUAGUAGCAAUCAGGUAUUUUUUCCAAUAGCUAUCUUCUUGUUAUCUUUAAUUCCUGCGAAUCUCCCGGCAAAUUAAAGAAUCAAUGAAGAUGCUUGAGCUUUUCU
Molecule: messenger RNA, 3130 nt
Organism: Syzygium oleosum
Lineage: Eukaryota; Viridiplantae; Streptophyta; Magnoliopsida; Myrtales; Myrtaceae
Product: RING-H2 finger protein ATL47-like
Exons: 2
Coding region: 1755-2867 (370 amino acids)
Source: RefSeq, a predicted model, not a curated record